UUGCAAAGCCUGUCAAAUAUUUCAUUCGAACUGAGUAAUUAUUUCAAGUUUUUCCAGAAAGCGCUGUGAUAUCUUCGAGAAAUAGGAUAUCAUUAUCUGCAACAGAUAAAGGAGCGUUUCUUGAAGAAUUCUCGUAAAAACCAUGAGGGUUUUCUGUUGGCCCGCAUUCGUGCAUGUUGUGUUCUUCAUUAUACUCAGCCAUGUUGAGACAGUCGCCGCAAGCAACAACACCACAACCGCCACAAGUUGCCAAAAGCAAGUAAAUAACAGAUGUCCUAUGUCACUAAAAAUAGACUGGUGGGAGAUUCCACCCUACAUUUACAAAGACCCAAAUAAUGGAGUGAGUGGCAUCUUUCCAGACAUUUUGAAGGACCUUGUAAGACAGUGCUGUGACAGUGAGGACAACUCAAACUCGGACGCCAACGUCCCGUCCUGUGUUCACCUCAAUUAUAGUGAAGUUCCCUCCAAUGACUCUGAGGUGGUUAAAAAGCAAAUCGAUAAGAACGGCACACUGAUCAGCAUGCCCAUAUAUGGAGACAUGAAGGACGUGACGUUUCAAAACCAUCCAUUUUACCCAGUCGUUGAAUCUCCCGGUGUCGUGUUCAUCGUGAAAAAGGAGGAUUCAUCUAAUGCUGCCCAGGCUGUCAUGGAGGCUGUCUUCCAAGGAUGGCCCGUCCUCCUCCUCACGCUCAUUAUGGCCGCGCUGUCUGGCAUAGUGGUCUGGGCACUGGACACCUACUGGAAUCCUGAAGAAUUCCCGCGCUCGUUCUUCAAAGGGACAUGGGAAGGUUUCUGGUGGGCGUUUGUAUCCAUGACAACUGUUGGGUAUGGUGACCGCGCGCCACGAUCAGUGCUGGCGCGCACGUUUGCUUUCAUCUGGGUUCUCAUCGGUCUCGUGAUCAUAUCAAUCUUUACCGCCACAGUCACAACGUCACUCACCGCCAUAUCGCUUAGCAACGAAAUCAAACUGUACGGAUCUGACGUUGUCGCUUUGAAGAACACAGAGGAGCAAAGGCUUGGUGUACGAAAUAAUGCUAAAGUUUCAGAACUAAACAGCGUCAGUGAACUCAAAGACGCUGUUAUAAAGCAGGAUCCGAAAGUUACUGGAGCGCUACUGGACAGUUAUGUCGCAGGCUACUGGGCCAAGGUAGCAGAAAACCCUGUUUUAAAAAACCCGGACCUCCGCGUGGGGACUGUGCUCGAUCAUCAGUUUGCAUAUGGCUUCGUUAUCGCUGGUGCCUUGAAGAAUGCUGAAAAAUGUAUUAGGAAGAAGCUUAACAGCAUGGAAACCAAAAUAACGCAAAUCAUCCAAAAGCAGGCAAAAACUAUGGAGGAACCUGGGGAGAGCGCAGCCGUGGAGAAAACGAACAACCUGUUUGAUGCCGAGUCACCAAUGUUCAGGAAAGCUAUCUAUACUUGCAUCGGACUUGUAGGUGCGCUGACCAUCUGCGGGCUCAUUUGGGAGUUCCUUUAUUGGCGACCACGUCAGCCUAAAGAAGCAAAGACAGAGGUUGAACGAAUCGUGACGCCAGAAACCUCUUACGAAAACCUAGUGGCCAUGCAGUGCGCAGAAAUCGAGGAGGCCAUGAUGAAUGAGGUUCAACGAUUUUACGUCGCUUGGAACAAGAAACUGGAAGAACUGAAACGGCGCAACGGACAGAGUCCAAGUGACGUAAAUAUAAUAGGUAUGGGGGUGAGUGGAGGUGACAUGAGAAGCUUGUGAUGAGAGCUGUGCGGGAACUAUACGGUCAGCAUUAGUGAGGCAUUUAUUGACAACACUUACUCAAAAGCUACUCUUAAGAAGAUAUGACAUGAAACUUUUGACGGUCAGAGCAUGCACAGAUCUACCGAACUUAGGACAUAAGCAUCGAAACACGAAAUCUGAACAACAUUGUUAUUAACGAUAUUAAGUCUUUUCCGCUUUACUGCAGCGCACAACUGAGUUAUCUAUUUGUGUAGAUGCUUAGUGUUUUUACCCCAUGGGUGUUUCUGAACUUUGAAGUUUCUUUCGCGAAGAAUGUAGAACCUGUUUCAGAGGUACGAUGUUAAUGCAAUCAGCGUUUGCACCUGGACUUACAUCGGACCUUUAAACCAAACGAAGGAAUGUAUGCGUCUUUAUCCCAAAUCUGUCGUCACUGUCAAUAUUUUAAGCUAAUGCUGGACUCUCUUAUCAGACCAGGAGCCUGUUGUGUUCCCUACAUUGUAAAUAUUGUCUCAUUAUCACAUUUGCAGCCGUUUCCUACAUUACGUAAAGUUACCCACAUUUAGCCUGAUAAUUUUGCUACAUUUUUUCAUAUUUUGCAAAUGACUUACCAUUGUAUGAUCGCGAUUAUGAGGCCGUAGGUCAAAGGCAAACUAACCUUCAUAAGUAGAGCUCUAAUUGUUACUGCUUUUAAAAAACUUAUACGAAACAUUGAACUUAGAUGAAACACAAACUUUUCUAGAUUCGCAAAAAGAUUAUCAUCGUCAUUUAGUUGUGGUUAAAAUAGUUUAUACUAGUGAUGGCAGAUAAGGAGUGAAUGGCGGAACCCCCAAACACGAGGUCUUUCUUCCUGAAUUUACUUUGUGUCGAUGGAGACCCUUGACUUGCAUCUCCACCCCCACUCUUUUCUGCUUCCAUCCCUCCUCCCCCCGUUACCUGAAGUUCCGAAUCUGCCAAAGCUAUGGAUAUAACCAUGAAAAUUGUUAACAAAGGAAAGUGUAAAAGGUAUCUCUUUUAUCUCAUGGUAUAACUUAGAAUAGACCAGAGCUGUGAGAGUUUGGCUCUCAUGACGUUAAGUACAGGUUUUAAGAGCAGCUUCUAGUCUUUGGCUUUAAUAUUUAUCCAUUUAAGAAGUUAGAAGUCUUUCGUAAUAUUAUUAAAGCAACCCACUUGAUUUAUUAACCGUUUUUUAACACCUAGGAAAAAAAUAGGUAAAAUUGUCAUAGACUAAAUGAGUCAUGAUAAAUUCACAUUGCACAUGGUAGUUUUCGUGGAAUAUGCAAAUAAAAAGGUUUAGAAUACCAUGA
Molecule: messenger RNA, 3009 nt
Organism: Stylophora pistillata
Lineage: Eukaryota; Metazoa; Cnidaria; Anthozoa; Scleractinia; Pocilloporidae
Biological process (GO): potassium ion transmembrane transport; action potential
Cellular component (GO): membrane; voltage-gated potassium channel complex
Molecular function (GO): delayed rectifier potassium channel activity; ligand-gated monoatomic ion channel activity
Source: RefSeq, a predicted model, not a curated record